AUGUCGGGCAGCAUGUCAUGGUGGAACACGGUCCCCCUGGAUCAGUACUACCAACGACUUCUCAAACAGCAUGGGUACAACAGGAAAGGAUUCAGGCCCCCUGCUUUCCGUGAUGCUCAUCAACCUGUGCAGCUCCUGGUACAGACCUCUGCUUCCCCCAACGAGCUGACCACCAAACCAGAAGCACCCGCUCUGGCAACCAAACCCAAACCAGAAGCACCCUCUCCAGCAACCAAACCAGAAGUACCUGCUCCAGCAACAAAACCCCAACCCAAACCUAAACCAGAGACACCCACUUCAGCCUCCCAACCCCAACCAGAAGAACCUGCUCUGGCCAUCAAACCCAAAGGAGAAGCAUCUGCUCCAGCUACAAAACCCCCACUUCUCCACUUUCACAUUGCCUAUGCCCCAAACUAUCACUUCAUCAUGGACAACGCUGAUGCGUGCAAGAACCAUCCCUUCCUGGUUCUAAUGGUUCCAGUGGCACCCACAAAUGUAGAUGCACGAGAUGCCAUUUGUCAGACGUGGGGUAAGGAGUCCAGGGUGCAGGGGGAGCAGGUGCUGACUCUGUUCAUGCUGGGACUGGCCAAGGGUCCUCAGGCCGAACAGCAGAGCCUCCAGCAGGAGAAUGACCAGCACCAUGACCUCAUCCAGAACGAUUUUGUAGACUCAUAUGUCAACCUCACCAUCAAGACCAUGGUGAUCAUGCACUGGCUCUCCAUGCACUGCACCAACGCCGUCUUUGCCAUGAAGAUUGACUCAGACAUGUUUUUGAAUAUAGACAAUCUUGUGGACAUGCUAAAAAAGCCUGAAAUACCCAGAGUGAACUAUUUAACUGGGAUGCUGAUGGUGAACCGUCCAGUGGUACGAUCCAAAAACUCAAAAUGGUAUGUGUCAGAAGAGAUGUACCCUGAGCACACCUAUCCGACCUACUGCCUGGGCAUGGGCUACAUCUUCUCCAGUGACCUCCCAACGAAAUUUGUGGAGGUCUCCAAGACAAUCAAACCUUUUAACAUUGAGGAUGCUUACAUUGGAAUGUGUAUGACAAAGCUGGGUCUGAGUCCAACAUCUCCCCCACAGCCUUGGCAGUUUCAGGCAUAUAACUCAAAAUAUAACCGUUGCCAAUUCUCCAGGGUCAUCACCUACAUCCUGCACUCCUCACAGCAGCUGCUCCAGUUCUGGACAGACUUGAAGAAAUCUGGUCCACCCUGUCCAGAAUGA
Messenger RNA from Boleophthalmus pectinirostris (great blue-spotted mudskipper), 1221 nucleotides. RefSeq names its product beta-1,3-galactosyltransferase 1-like. The record is from RefSeq and is a predicted model, not a curated record. Lineage: Eukaryota; Metazoa; Chordata; Actinopteri; Gobiiformes; Gobiidae. Gene Ontology annotation, cellular component: membrane. Bases 1 to 1221 code for a protein of 406 amino acids. Gene Ontology annotation, molecular function: N-acetyl-beta-D-glucosaminide beta-(1,3)-galactosyltransferase activity. The transcript has a single exon.